This is a messenger RNA of Botrytis porri, 2519 nucleotides long. RefSeq lists its product as uncharacterized. The record is from RefSeq and is a predicted model, not a curated record. The transcript is spliced from 4 exons. Gene Ontology annotation, molecular function: transmembrane transporter activity. Gene Ontology annotation, cellular component: membrane. Gene Ontology annotation, biological process: transmembrane transport. NCBI's taxonomy places the organism in Eukaryota, Fungi, Ascomycota, Leotiomycetes, Helotiales, Sclerotiniaceae. Bases 678 to 2300 code for a protein of 540 amino acids.
UGCGGCAGUGGGAAUCUCAUAUCCCUGGAACCCCACCCUCCCAAAUAAACACGGACAUUCCUCUAAAUCGGUGGAAUGGUCCGCCCCUUAACGUUGUGGCGUUGCUUGUAUCACCCAAUUGGUGUGAAAAGAGAAGGAUUCACCAACCCUUGAAUUAGCUAACACAGAUCCCUUGAAGAAAUCAACAUGAGCUGUUGAACUUUCAUGAUUUAUUGGAUAGAUGCCGUUAGAGCGCUGUUAUUGGGUUAAGGUUGUAAAUCGUCCGCUGACUUCAUAUGUUAAAGUUUUUCGACGGCUUGCGUAUUUCGGAUGAAGGUGAGAAUAGAACAUGGGGAGAGUUUGAAACGAUAGCUUAGAGGUCUGGACUUAGUUUUAUAUGAAGUAAUACACGGUACGGCUUGUCGGCAACACUGAAUUGGGAAUAUUUUCAUGGCACAAUAGAGUGGGUAAUGCAACGCUACAUUGAUCGUAGUUUGCAUCUACCUUGCAUCAUGCAUUAAUCUUAUCUUUGAUAUCCAUUGCGCAAAAGUUCAUUCUCUUGUCUUGGAACCAUAUCUUUGCGACUUGAAUUUCUUCAUUUCAUGCGAAUUCUCGAGUCGCGAAAUUGAGCUGCGCGGGUCCUAGCUUUUCAUCUCAUUGCCAACAUACCCGCCCUCGAAUUUUCCUCGUUAGUCACCAUGACCCCAGAGAUUCAGAAGGACGGAGAGGUGAUAUUUGCAAGUCGAGAAUCAGGUGGCGCUGCCUCGAACAGUCAAGAUGUUGAGAAGGAGGAUUUCGAAGAUGAGGUUCCAGGUCAGGUAGCAAAGAAAUGGCGAGGAACGAGAGCCGACCAACAGGAUAUGGCGGUGUUGGGAAAGAAGCAGGUUCUUCGUCGAAACUUUAAAUUCAUAACGAUGCUAGGAUUUGCUAGUACCGCUAUGGCGUCGUGGGAACUCUUACUUCCCCUCUUCACAUUCGUCAUGGUUGAUGGAGGGACGGCCGAUCUGUUUUGGGGGUUCAUUGUUGCUGCUUGUGGCAUGUCCUUGGUAUAUGCUAGUAUUGCUGAAAUGGCUUCUAUAUCGCCAACUGCAGGUGGACAAUACCAUUGGGUUUCAGAAUUUGCCCCUCCCAAAAUACAGAGGCUGCUCAGUUACAUCGUGGGCUGGCUUUCAGCUAUUGGAUGGCAAGUAUAUCUUGCAGGUGUCUGCUUUAUGAUCGGUGGUAUUCUUCAAGGUCUGAUUGCCCUCAACAAAGCCGACUAUGUCUACGAGCCAUUCCACGCAACUCUACUCGCCAUCGGAGUUGUAACAUUUUCCGUUGUGUUCAACACUUCCUUGGCCGAACGUUUACCGCUGAUCGAGGGUAUCGUUUUGAUUCUUCACUUAAUCGGUUUCUUCGUUAUUAUCAUUCCAUUAUGGGUAAUGGGACCUCGUGGCGAUCCAAACACUGUUCUUUUGAACUUCACCAACGGUGGCGGAUGGUCUUCUAAGGGACUGGCAGCUAUGAUCGGACUGGUUAGUCCGAUGAGUGUGUUGAUUGGUUAUGAUUGCUCUGUGCAUUUAUCCGAGGAGAUCCAAGACGCAUCCUGGGUAGUUCCAAGAGCCAUCAUGUGGUCGGUAGGACCUAACGCUACUAUGGGAUUUCUCAUGGCAGUGACUUUAAUCUUCACUCUUGGGGAUCUCGACGCAGUUCUUGAAACUGUAACUGGCCAACCUUUCAUGCAAGUAUUCUUCAAUGCAACGCAAAGCUACGCCGCCACAAACGUUAUGUGUAUGGUCGUAGUCAUCCUCCUAGUAUCUUGCUGUAUCAGUGAAGUGGCCGCCGCCUCGCGCCAGAUUUGGUCAUUCGCUCGAGACGGGGGAUUACCAGGUUCCGUUUGGUUGUCCAAAGUAUCGCCCGGUUGGAACAUUCCACUUCGCAGUGUCUGCGUUUCAAUCGCUGUCUCAUCCUUACUCUCACUCAUCAACCUUGGAUCAUCGGUUGCCCUCAAUGCAAUUAACUCUCUUGGUGGUGUUUCAAUUCUAUGUUCUUACUUCGUCACAAUCAGCUGUUUGGUCUGGCGCCGUUUUCAAGGACCCCUUCCUCCACAUCGAUGGUCUCUCGGAAAAUACGGCAUGGCUAUCAACAUUACUUCUUUAUGUUUCUUAGCACCCAUCACGUUUUUCUCGUUUUGGCCUCUUCAAACACCCGUCACCGUCCAAAAUAUGAAUUGGUCGAGUGUGAUGUUUAUAGCCACGUUAUCUGUGGCGUUGAUUUAUUAUUAUUUUAAGGCAAGGCACGUAUAUACCGCACCUGUGCUUGCGAUGAAGAGACGGGAAUAAAUGAUGUAUAUAAGACUCAUUCGGCGUUAUUCAACUAAAAAGUUUAUGUUAUGAAACUUUCAUUUGAUGCAAAUAAAAACGGACAAUUUCUCCAUUGAGACAUUUCAAACAUUCCAAGGAGUAAAUUUGUGUGUUCUCGGCUUAUCCCAGGUAUUCGGUAUUCAAAAUUGCAAAUUGCAGCGGGGAUAUACUAUCUAUUUUAGUAUCUAAUUGAAGAGC